Staurois parvus is the source of this 325-nucleotide messenger RNA. NCBI's taxonomy places the organism in Eukaryota, Metazoa, Chordata, Amphibia, Anura, Ranidae. The record is from the annotation of a GenBank genome assembly.
UGGGCACAGGUGUGUGGCACUGCUGGGUGGCACUGGUGGGCACUGCUGGGCACAGGUGGAUGCACUGCUGGGCACAGGUGGGUGCACAGCUGGGCACAAGUGUGCGGAACUGGUGGGUGGCACUGCUGGGAUCUGAUCAUCAGGGCACUGAUCAUCAGUGCCCUGAUGAUCGUGUGAGGAAAGUGCAGCCGAGAACCGGCAAUUGCAUUUCCCUGUGAUCAGCAUGUCAUUGGACACGUCUGAUCAUGUGGUAAAUGGCCGCUGAGAUUGGCCGUUUACCACAUCCCGUGAUCAGCUGUGUCUGUAGGACACCGAUCACGGAGAU